AUGGCGGGCCCAAAGAGACAUCCGGGUGACGGGGCUCUAUGGCCCUUCUCCAGUAAACCACGGAAGAGCCAGCCUCACCCAUUCCCUUCUUUUCUAUGGAACUCUCUCCUCUUCCUGUUCUUGGGGCCAGGAGCCUCUGGAAAGGACUCAGCCCAAAUGGAGGUGCCAGGGAUUCUAGAGGGUUCGGUGACUUUCUUCCUGAACAUUUCAGUAGACAAAGAAUUGGAGCACGUCACCUGGAGUCGUCCCCAAAAAGCUCUUGCUUUUGCAAGUGCACAAAAACAUAUUAUCAUUAUGGACAAAAGCUACCAGGACCGACUAAACAUCAGCUUCAACAGUUACUCCUUAUCUCUCAACAAUCUGACUUUGGAAGAUGCAGGACCCUACAAAGCCCAGAUAAAUUAUAAGAAUGCUAAAGUCACCACUGACAAGGAGUUUUUCCUGCGUCUCUAUGAGCAGGUGCAGGAGCCUCAAGUCAUCAUAAAGUCUGUGAACAAAUCUGAUAGUGGCUCCUGUAACGUUACCUUGAUUUGCUUUGUGGAGAAGGCAAGGACAAGUGUUCUGUACAGCUGGACCGGGAGGGAUGCCAAUGCUUCUGAAUCCCAUGAGGGCUCUACUCUCACCAUCCAAUGGACGCUGUGUCACCCAGACCUGCCAUACACCUGCACGGCCAGGAACCCAGUCAGCCAGAAUACUUCCAGCCCUGUCCGCGUCCAGCAGUUCUGUACAGCUCCAGGAGCCUCCAGAGGAGAACCAAUGGGGGAGACGGUGGUGGGAGUCCUGGGGGAGUCGGUCACCCUGCCCCUAACAUUCUCGGCCAGUCACCCCAUAGAGAACGUCGUUUGGAUGCUUAACACAUCUAUUAUCAGCAAAGAACAGAAGGAAAUGGCAACAGCGGAUCCACCCAUUAAGUUCAAGGAUCCAAACAAGAACUCUAGCCAAGACUUCUCCCUGAAGAUUGACCAGGUAAAGAUGGAGAACGCAGGGCACUACUCUGCCUAUGUGUGCUCAGAGGCCUCCAAAGUCAUCAAAACAAAACACAUCACCCUGCUUGUCUAUGGGAGGUUGAAGAAGCCAAAGAUUACCUGGAGCCUUGAGCUUGCUGAGAAUGACAUCUGCAGGGUCAGUCUGACAUGUUCAGUGGAGGACAGUGGACACAACGUGACAUACAGAUGGACUCCCCUACCAAAAGGAACUAUCGAGUCCCAAAGAGGACCUCACCUCAAUGUCUUUUGGACAAGUGGUGAAAAUCAUCCCAACUUCACGUGCAUCGCCAGCAACCCUGUCAGCAGCAGCUCCCAGCAGUUUCUUUCCGGCAACAUCUGUCCAGGGCCUAAGAGAAGCAUGAAGUUUUACAUUGUGAUCUUCACGGUGAUGGCUGUCAUCGUUCUGUGCCUUGUGACCACCUGGUGCAUUUGGAAGCGAAAAAGACCUUGUUUGUCAGGUUCAGCCCCAACCUCCUGCCCCGGCCAAGCUGAAACCCCAGUGGAGGAACCAGGGUAUCAGGAGUUGGACACGCUCCCUCAGCCUGCCAAGCAACAGACUAAGUCCACCUCCGACGGCAGUGAAACAAGUGAGGAGCACCAGGAAAGGACUGACACACUCAAGGCUGGAAGACACCAAAAGUAUGUCUUGGUCAACCAGGAGGACACUCAAUUUGACUCAGCAUCUGAGGGGCAAGCAGAGUAUGAUCUCGUCACUCCGGAACCCGUAGUGCCUGCGUCUGUGGCCCAAAACAGCACGGUGUAUACGCAAGUAUUCCUCAACUCUCGGGGAAAGACCUCAGUUCCUCAGCAGAAAGAGGAUUUAGCCACAAUCUACAGCUCUAUACAGACACCUCAAAAGGUGGUGCCACCACCACAACAGAAUGAUCCUGAAUCUCCUGAAAUCCCUACCUAUGAAAAUUUCACCUGAAAAGAAAAGCAACUGCUGCUUCUACCCCUGUAGUUGGAGAAGCUGCUGGACAGUAUGGGGCCUCGAGU
Messenger RNA from Nyctereutes procyonoides (raccoon dog), 1982 nucleotides. RefSeq names its product lymphocyte antigen 9 (gene LY9). The coding region runs from base 1 to 1914 and encodes 637 amino acids. Gene Ontology annotation, biological process: T cell activation. The record is from RefSeq and is a predicted model, not a curated record. The transcript has 10 exons. NCBI's taxonomy places the organism in Eukaryota, Metazoa, Chordata, Mammalia, Carnivora, Canidae. Gene Ontology annotation, cellular component: external side of plasma membrane.